This is a messenger RNA of Bicyclus anynana (squinting bush brown), 4887 nucleotides long. RefSeq lists its product as uncharacterized. The transcript has 4 exons. Lineage: Eukaryota; Metazoa; Arthropoda; Insecta; Lepidoptera; Nymphalidae. Bases 200 to 904 code for a protein of 234 amino acids. The record is from RefSeq and is a predicted model, not a curated record.
UAUGGUUGUCACUUGUCAGUUGAUGUCCGAGUAGGGGAGAGGUUGUGCGGUUUUAAAUUUAUUUAGUUAUAUUUAGCCCCCUAUUGGUUCGAUUCUUUUUAACUUACUUAAAAAACUAUUACUUUAAGGUGAAUUUAAAAUUAUCACAGUUAUAAAAAGUUGUUUUAGUCAGUUUUCUAGUAUUUUUUUAAACACAAAGAUGCAAGAAACCGUUACAAAUACAAACGAGAGGAAAUCUUUAUUUUCAACCUUCCUGGAAGUGCUGGAGGCCCGCGACAAGCAAGCGCAGGCCGACAGGGAGCUGCAGGAGGAGAGGUACCAGCGGAGGACACAGAGGAUCUACGACUUCCACGAUCGGCAGCAGCGCUCGGCGGAGGAGCUGCGGCGCUGCCUGGACUACGUGUCGCAGCACGCGCACGUGCUGGAGUCCGUGCUGCGCUCGGCGGCGGGCGACGGCGCGCCGCUGGCGGGCGCGCUGGUGCGCCAGGCGGCGGCGCUGCAGCGCUGCAUGGCGCAGUGCGUGGCCAACGCGGCGCGCAUCCGCCAGCUGCUCACCGCCGCGCACCGCCCGCAGAUGGACACCAUGCUCGCCAAGAUGGAGGCGGAGCUGAGCGCGUGGACGGCGUUCCUGCAGCGCGCGGUGGAGGCCGCCUACAACAGCGAGGUGGUCAUCGACAACCUGCACAACCUUGUCGCGGAGCAGAAGCGCUGCGUGCGCGAGGUGUCGGCCAGCGGCGUGUUCGCGUCGCUGGGCGCGCCCGGCGCCGACGCGGCGGCCGCGGACGCGCACACGCAGGCGGCGGGCGCGGACGCGGACGCAGACGCGGACGCCGCCUCGCCGCGCACGCCGGUGGAGCGGCGGCCGCGCUCGCACGCCUGCAGCACGCCCAUCGCGCGCGACUAGCGCCCGGCGCCGCGCGCGCGCGCCUCGCUCGCCGCGCUGUGCUGCGUGCUGCGCCGCGGCGAGCUGUGACGCGUGGCCGCGCCUUGUACGCCGUCAGUGUCUUCGCCUCUCAACUCCAGCGAAGAACUAACUAAAGAACUUUCUGACUGAAAAGCAAAGUAUUUCUCCGAAAGAACACUGCGAGCCGAACGCUAAUCCGAUAGAUGCCAGUGCCUACCGAAAUAAGCCUAUACACUACUCUGUAACCUUUUUACAAACGGACGAAAACGAGUGUCUCUGUGAUGGAUUAUAUAGUCCACAUAAAAAAUAUUUUAAGUACUUUUUCUACCCAUCGGGAUAUCUUUGGAAGUGAGGGUCGUCAAUAGAUACCUAAGUAUUUUUAUUAAAAGAAAAUUCGAAAAGCUCACCGACUCGGAGCAACACCGAGGGUGAUGAAACGUUCUCUUGCCGCGAGGAAGGGGCAGACAGUUUCCAGGCUGACCCACGCCCCCUACCCCGCCCGCCCUACGCGGCAGAGCUCCCGGUCUGUGCGGACGAGGACGCACUUCCUCCUGCCGCCCGCCCAUCGCGUUGACGUUAAAACAGUAAAAAAACCACGAUCGUAUUUUCUGAGCCUUCCGCCCCAGCGCCAUCACUGUGCUGACACUAUCAUCGUCCAUUUGUAUUUUAAAAAGCUAUUUUUGUUUCGAUAUCGAGUCGAUAUUACAUGUAAUGUUCGAGACGUGCACUUCACAGUAAUAAAAUGCUGACUGUCGACUGGGAGUGACGCCCCAGAUAUUAAUAGCACGACGCUCCGACGCGGCCGACACUCGCCGCCUGAAGUGUGCUCUCGUGUGCGCUCUCUUCAAGCGAACAUUCUUUCAAUUGUUGACUUCUCUGGGCAAUUUGUUAUAUUAAAUGAGCAAAACGAAAAGCACACGAAAGUGGCGCUAAAGUUCACUUCGACUGAACUUGACAGUGCGAGUUUCAAAUUCGUCAUUAUUUUGUUCUCUAUUUCAUCUACAUAUUGUAUAGUUUCGUAUAAGAUUGACAGAUAGAGACGAAUUGUCGACUCGCACUGUGGAGCUGUCACAAGUUCGACAGAGAACAGCGCACGUGCGAGCGAGGCGCGCCAUAUGUGGACGCGCUGUCGUCACAAACAUUGUAAAUAUUUUAUUCAAUAAACCGAGCGACGAGCAGGUUUUAGUCUUUAUUAUAACUAUAUUUCUGUUUAUUCAUAUCGCUCGCCCUCGGCCUGUACCGGGAGAGUUCCUGUCGGCGAACAAUAAUUAUUAUUAUUCGAUGUCUCUGUACCAUGCUGUUCUGCUAUUUGUAAUUUUCAAUUGAAUUGGAGUUAUUACAAUAUUACUGUGUUAUGAAAUAAUGAUGUAAAUGAAAUAAGUGUAUGAAUUAUAAAUGUAUUAUGAUGAAGUGUUCGAGACCGCUCACUGCCUUACUCGUGUUCGAGUUGUUCUCUUUACCAUGUUAUAGUCUCUGUGACGUUUGUUGUGCGUGCUGUUGUAGCUAAGUACGGUUGUAUUUCUUAUACUCAUCGAAUCGUCUUUCGAAAUUGUACAAUGAACAUACUAUGAAUUUGUUAAAAAUCGAAGUGUCAACGAAACGGAGACUGAAUCUCGCCCCGCCGCCAACCGGCGACUGCUGUCGCCGACCUGUCGCCCGCCCGUCGCCGACCCGUCGCCCGCCGCAGCGAGCGCGACUCUCGCUUGACGUGCGCGCCGCGCAAGCAGUUCGCGCUUUGUCCGGUGUUUCGGUGUAGACGUUUUCGUUCGGUUGUACACAAAACUGAUGCGAUCAUGCACCAAAAGUUUUUAAAAUUGUUGUUUACAUAUUUUUAACAGAAUGUAUGUUGGUUUUAGUUUCAAUGUUUUGUGCGACCGAAUUGACGCUAAUAUUGUUAAGAUGAAGUGGUUCCGUGCGUUUACAGGGCAAGCCAUUUUAUACUAUUUCUCUUAUUGUUGUUCGGCUACUGUUUGAGCGCCCGCCCACAGCUUCUAGUGCUAGUUUGUUUUGGAAGACUUUGGGUGUAGUGAUGAGGUGACAGACGAGUGUCGAACGGUGACAACUGACAGCUCCAACGACGCGGCGGUGUAAAACUUUCGGAACAUUCUUUAAAGAAACAAAAAAGUUUGUUCCCACAUUGCGCGGUCGGCCAUUGUCUCACCACUACAUCCAGAGUUAAACUGAAUAGAUUAAGUAACUGUAAUGUCAUCAUCGCAACUGAUACUAUGUCAAAUGUCAUCUCUGAACAACACGACCACAACGAUUAUAUUUUAAUUUAUGUGUUCAGACUGCGUUGGUUGUUAUUUUGAAGAGACCUUUUCCCCGUCACCGACCAUCAGUCCCUGCGGGCGGCGACACGGCGAUUGCCAUUUCGAAAGGUCCACGUGACCUUCCGCUCCCGUGCUGUGUACGCGAACUUUGACACUUCCUCGACCAUAAAUAUACCGUUUAAUGACAUUCUGUUUUAUCUCUCAGUCUUUACGUCACGCACAAACCUUUGAACGGAUUCAUGAUAAUAGCGCGAUCAAAGCACGUUCAGUAAAAGAUCGGGUCGUCGGCUAUCGUAAGGCUCUGCGUCGUCUUCCUAUCUCGCCGAAGAUAACUUAGCCCGGCCGGAGUGAGGAGACAACUUAAUAUAAACCUCGGUGAAUGAAAUGGAAGUUCUAAAUGUAGCUUUUUGUGUGAGGUACGGACCCGCAGUCCGCGCAGUCGGUGUGCGCCUGCUCAUUGUUGGACCUUCGUCAGUUGGUCGCGUGAAGUGCGCUCUGCGUCGGCCCGAGUGUUUGGCGGCACUCGGAAUGUAGAACCCGUGUCUGGACUUUAGAAUUAAUAUCUGAGACUUGUGGGCGAUGUCGUUUGGUGGAACGUUAUAUAUUAAAAAUAAAAUUGUAUUAAAAAUUAAAAAAAUAUUCAAAAAUUGACAUUCUGUCGUUCCAAUCAAUAGACGUUGCCCCACGAACGUGUUAUUGCUACUUCGUGUACUGUUGAAAUACAUUGUUACAGUAUGAUAUGCAAUGUUUAUACAAUACUUGCCUGUAAUGUUUGAGCUUUAAGCUAUAUUUUAAAUAAUAAUUAAUUAAUAUUACUUAUACUAACCGUGCAAUCGUACCUGUGUGGUGUAUCUGUGGCCAAAUUUUCCUUAGAUGUGCGCCAGCGGACCGACGUCCGACGCGAGACUACGAGUAGUCGUGUACAAACGUAGAACAUUUCGAUGAUGCUCCGAGUGACUGGACUCAGACACCAGUGCCACUGUUCUGUAACCAAGCUUUUUCUCUCUCUCGCUCUGUCUAACAUAAUAUUAAAGAUAGAGAGAAUUAGAAACGAAUCAUGAUGAACCUCGAGAGACAGGAUUUCUACUCCUUCUCUGCGGUUCAUCAUCACAGAACAGCGCUACACUGUAUCUGUAACGCGUUACGCCCGCGCGUUCUCGAGCGCGAAGGGCUCAUCUACAUCUGUCUCACAAUCGUAACACCAUAGCUUUAAUAUUUUAAGUUCGUAAGUCGCAGGCGUAACGAGUGGUGUGAAUGUGUUAGCUACGCUAGGGAGUGCAGCGAGUGACAGUGCGAGUGCUCUGUUGUCGCAGCCGUCGGUGCGUUGUUGUUCGCUGUAGAUGUAGCGUUGUACGAUGUUGUAAACUCAAUACUAUUGCAUUUUUAAUAUAAAUCUUUUAUUGUACUGUUGUGCUGUGUUAAGAGAGAACUAGCGUACCGUUGUAGAAAUGUAGAUAUAUAAUUAUUAUUACACUUUUAAUCUUCGGAUCAAUUUUCUAUUUAAUGUUUGUAACCGUUUUCUCGAAUGAAUUUUUGUGUCAUAUGUGACGUGUACCUUUGUAAAAUUUGUAUUCGUACGGCGCGAGGUCCGCGCGUCGUGCGCCCCCGCCGCAGGGGAGGGGUGCGCCCCCCGCCUCAGGGAAGGGCGCAGGCUUCACAUUCCAAAAUUAUUUUGUGUAUCGAUAAUAAUUAAAUAAAAGAUAUUUUGAAAAA